ACAACUGGUGGUUUUGUAAUAGUAACAGUCCAUACUUGAUCUAGAAGAAUCAGAAUUACUAGCUUCUUAAAUCCUAAUAGAUGUCUACUCUGCUAUAUAAAUACCUAGUGGAAGCCGUAGCUACCAUGUUUCCACCACUAUAUUUACUGCUUUAUGGUGCCAAAUCAGGAUCAGUACACAACUUGCCAGAAAAUAUGUCAUUCAUGGCAGUGAAGGAAAGCAACACAAGCCAAAAGAAUCAUCAACAACAAGAAGCUUGUGAUCCUUGCAAGUCUUUUGGCCAAAAGUGCAGUCACUUGGUCAAGAAGCAGCGUGCCAAAUUCUACAUUCUUCGCCGCUGCAUCGCCAUGCUUUUGUGUUGGCACGAGCGUGCUGAGACAUGAGGCCUCACUAGUAUCAUCCUUUUCUCUAUGGUUGUAACAUAAAGAUAGUACUAUGUCACACUGCAAAUUCAAAAUCGUUGCCAUUUUCUAAUAGGGUUGCUUGCAUUGUGUGUAAUUACGUGCAGCUUACAUGUGAAAGAGAUUAGAUCUGUUUCAAGUUUCUCAACUAUUGAGUAGAUCUUCUUUUUCAUAUGUCAUUAAGAGCUUCUCAAACUUGCAUAUAUGUUAUAUUUGAGGUUUAAUUAGUUCAUUGGGGAGCUUAAACUCAUGCAUCAGCAUCUUGUGCUUCAAAUCUUGAGAGUAAUUUACUUUUUUCUUUCAGUUUGAUUUUUUUUUUUAAAUGAUGAUUGUUGAAAUGAUCUGUGAGAUUCGGAUUUAAUGACUAUUUAAUGUUGAUUGCUUUGUUUGUAGAGAA
This is a messenger RNA of Cajanus cajan (pigeon pea), 798 nucleotides long. RefSeq names its product DVL family protein (gene ROT4). NCBI's taxonomy places the organism in Eukaryota, Viridiplantae, Streptophyta, Magnoliopsida, Fabales, Fabaceae. The record is from RefSeq and is a predicted model, not a curated record. Gene Ontology annotation, biological process: negative regulation of cell population proliferation.